AUGACGGGCUGGGGAGCCACUGUGGCAGGAGGGCCGACGGAGACGACUCUGAAGAGCGCCAACGGCAGCUUCGCCGGGGAGUGCGGGGCUGGCUACCACGUGUGCAUCUACACGUACAACCAGGUGGACGUCACCACGGGGGACUACGGUGGCCCUCUGGCGGUGGCGGGCGGUGCAGUGGGCAGCUAUAAGGUGGUGGGCGUCGCCAUCGGCACCGAUCUCUCUGGUAACCGGUCCGUCUUCACCAACGUCUACCAGAACCUCGACUGGAUCGCCUCUGUCACCGAUCUCCCCAUCUACGAUUAG
Messenger RNA from Schistocerca serialis cubense, 306 nucleotides. RefSeq names its product chymotrypsin-2-like. The transcript is spliced from 3 exons. Gene Ontology annotation, molecular function: serine-type endopeptidase activity. Bases 1 to 306 code for a protein of 101 amino acids. The record is from RefSeq and is a predicted model, not a curated record. Lineage: Eukaryota; Metazoa; Arthropoda; Insecta; Orthoptera; Acrididae. Gene Ontology annotation, biological process: proteolysis.